This is a messenger RNA of Melitaea cinxia (Glanville fritillary), 1234 nucleotides long. RefSeq lists its product as uncharacterized. The transcript has a single exon. Gene Ontology annotation, biological process: DNA integration. Lineage: Eukaryota; Metazoa; Arthropoda; Insecta; Lepidoptera; Nymphalidae. Gene Ontology annotation, molecular function: nucleic acid binding. The record is from RefSeq and is a predicted model, not a curated record. Bases 188 to 940 code for a protein of 250 amino acids.
UCAGAGAAUUAACCCAGAUUUCCCUUUUAUCUCCGUCGGUCUGGACUUCGCCGGUCCUUUUCAAAUAUUAAACCGUAAAGGUCGUGGCAGUAAACUCAUAAAAUGUUACCUUUGCUUAUUUGUCUGCUUACGUUUCAAAUGCGUCCACUUAGAGGCCGUAAGUGAUUUGUCCAAAAAUGCAUUUAUAAUGACGCUUAGAAGGUUUAUUGCACGAAGAGGUAAGCCAGCGGAAAUAUUUUGCGAUAAUGGUAGAAAUUUUGUCGCCGCUGCCAAAGAGUUAGGGCAAUUUUUAAAAACCAAUCAGGAGUCUCUGUCUGACUUUGCCACUCAAGAAACUAUUAAAUUUGUAUUCUCACCAAGUCGAGCGCCACAUUUCGGCGGGAUCUGGGAAAGUGGCAUUAAGUCCGCUAAACACCAUUUAAAACGUGUCAUGGGCAACAGUCAUGUCACAUUCGAAGAACUUUUAACUUUGUUUACGCAAGUGGAGGCGAUACUUAACAGUCGCCCUUUAUGUCCCAUGUCAUCAUCCCCUGACGAUCUCCUCUCCCUCUCCCCAGGACACUUCCUAAUCGGAAGACCUUUGACUGCGCCGCCGACACAGGCAUUUGACAACCACAACGAGAACACCCUGCAACGAUAUGAACGCAUAGAAAAAAUGUAUCAGCAUUUUUGGCAAAGAUGGCAGAGGGAAUACAUUUCGGAAAUACAACAGCGAACCAAAUGGAGAACCAACAAGGCCAAGCUGAACGUCGGUGAUUUGGUUCUCAUCCAUGAAGACCACGUGCCUCCGCUGUGUUGGAGGCUUGGGCGAGUGACGCGUUUGUUCCCGGGUCCAGACGGCGUAUCCAGGGUCGCGGACUUGUCCACCACCAGAGGCUGCGUACGGCGGCCACUUGUGCGCCUCUGUCCUCUACCAACUGCUGAAGAUCUUCAAGGUUGAAAGAGCUUCCUUUCAACGAGGCGGGAGGAUGUUGCCGCGCAAGGCAAUUUAGUUCAUAUAUUUUUUUAUAGUAGUACCUAAUUGUAGAAUAAUUGUAGUAUAUCUAAUAUUAAUUAAUUAGUUGUUAUCUGUAGUUUGCAUUAUUUCUUGUAAAAUUAUUAUCUGUAGUUCCUUUGUAGAAUUUCAUUGUCUUUUGCAUAGUCUUGUAUUAUCUAUAACUUUUUCCGGCCCUUCCUAAUUCAACUUCUCACGCUGUCACAUCGUAUUAAGAGCAAAAAUUAAAUGUAAAAAUUA